UUUUUUUUUUUUAAUUCACUUGAAUCAUACUAAAAGAAAAAUAAAACAAAAUGGUUCAAAAUCAUGUAAUUGAUUCUUUAUCAGAUCGUCUAAUGCGUGAUGCACAAAUCUUUGAUGACUUACUAAAAUUAAUACCCGCAAAGUUUUAUGUAAUGGAUAAAAAUGACGAGACUAAUAACAAAUUUCAACACAAUAAACGUAAGAAGGCACCUAAACAGGCAAUCAAAGAUGCUUCAAAGAAAGCAAAGAAAGCAAAACUUGAUCCAGAUAACGCAAAGUCAAUAGUGGAAGUGCAACAGGAAAAGGCAAAACAAUUGAUUGAAAAGGAAAUGAAUGAAUCUGAAAGUGAUUCUGAAAAUGAAGCAUCAACAAAUAACGAUAAUGAAUCAGAAAAAAUGGAUGUUGAUACAAAUGCUUUUAGUGGGCUUGUUGACAAUGAAUCUGUUAAAAGUGAAUCAACAACAACGGCAUCAUCAACAAAAGAACCAGCUAUUGUCCAACCUAUGGAAAAGAGUGAUAUUACUCAACUUCGUAACCGUCUUCAUGAGCGUAUUAAUGAAUUACGUAAAAAACGUAAUGCACCAGGUUCUAAUACUGCCAAGCCAAGAAGUCGUGAAGAUAUUUUAGCUGCAAGAAAUAAAAAGAAAGAAGAUAGAAAGAAGGCAAUAAAAGCACAAAAAGAAAAGGGUGGUAAAUCUACUUCUGAAGAACUUGUUAAAUUAGAUGUUAAAAAGCCUACAUCUGAUAAACUUCGUCCUUCUGCUGAUUCUAUUAAAAUGGAUGGUGAUGUAUACUUUGGUAAAUUAGCAAUCGGUAACGAACAAAAGAAAAAGAAGGGUCCUUCUGAUGCUAAGACUCAGUUGAAGAUGCUUGAGGCUAAGAAAGAAAAGAUUGAGAAGCUCAAGGAAGGAGAUAAAGCUAAAGCAAAUGAAAUGGUUGAAAAGGAGGAAUGGAAUAGAGUGCUUGCUUUGGCUACAGGUGAAAAGAUUAAAGAUGAUGCUAAAUUAUUGAAGAAGACCAUUAAGAGACAAGAAAAGGCAAAGAAUAAGAGUGGACAAGAAUGGAAGAAACGACUCGAUAAAGUUAAGCAAGAUGAAAUGAAGAAGAUUAAGAAGAGAGAGGAAAAUAUUAAAGUAAAAAUAGAAGAUAAGAAGAAUAGAAAGAAGGGAAUUAAAGCUAAGGCUUCCAACAAAGCACGUCCCGGAUUCGAAGGUGGUAAACGUAGCAAAGGUGGUAAAGUGACAAAACGCGGUCCCCCUAAUAUCAAAGGCAAGAAAUAAAUAACUUUACCUUCUUUUUUUAUCUGUUUAUUAUAUCUAUUUUUUUUUCUUUGUAAUAAAUUUGCAUGCAUAUAGAUUCUUUAUAUUUGUCUUUUAUUAACUAGUAACUAUGAGCAUAUUCCUAUCAUUUACUUUAUAAACAUUUUCAAAGCUAAUAAAGUAUAGAAGCUUUUUUACUUGUAC
Molecule: messenger RNA, 1463 nt
Organism: Cokeromyces recurvatus
Lineage: Eukaryota; Fungi; Mucoromycota; Mucoromycetes; Mucorales; Mucoraceae
Product: surfeit locus protein 6-domain-containing protein
Exons: 3
Coding region: 51-1280 (409 amino acids)
Biological process (GO): ribosomal small subunit biogenesis; ribosomal large subunit biogenesis
Cellular component (GO): nucleolus
Molecular function (GO): DNA binding; RNA binding
Source: RefSeq, a predicted model, not a curated record